CCGUCAUACACCAUGCGGGUCACAAAGGUCCAUGCACACAACACUGCCGCGCCAUAAAUCCCCACGCCUCCUUGUCCUUAUAAGCCGACUCUGCUCUCACCACCACCACCACCACCACCACAACAUCCUACCCAAGCACAUCCACACCAUGUCGCUCGCGCCCAUGCCCCCAUUCCCCACCGACGUAGAGAUCGCGACCCACAUCGUCGACGUCCACGCCCACCCCACCGACUCCCUAAUCCCCCACGCCCUCCUCGACGACCCCGGCCACACCAUCUGCGCCAUGGCCACGCGCCGCAACGACCAGGCCCGCGUCGCCGCCCUCGCCCGCGCCCACCCCAAGCGCGUCGUCCCCGGCUUCGGCUACCACCCCUGGUUCACCCAUCUCAUCUACGUGCCAGAGGGCGUCGACCCUGCGCACCUUGGCGAGCGCGCGGGCCUGGUCCAGGACCCGACGCCGAAGAAGGAGGAGAAGCCGCCGAAGUGGGUCAAGCUCGCGGGGAAGAAGGUGCUCAUGGGCGCUGAGGCGUCUGACGCUGGCGGUCCGGAUGCCACAAGCGCUGACCCUGAUGCCACAAACGCGAACACCUCCAACCUUGACCCCUCCACCGACCCCGCUCCCGACCCCGCUCCCGACCCCACCUUCCUCCCCACCACCUCCCCCAACCCCGCUCCCCCCACCUACCCCCCACCCGACAAAUCCACCCACUACCGCGCCCUCUUCAACCCCAAGCCGCACCAGGAGGCCAUCUUCCAGGACCUGCUCGCGCGCUUGCCCGACCCCGUCUGCCUCACGGACGUGCUGGAUGAGCUGAGGAGGAAUAUCAAGGCGUUUCCGGGUGCGAUACUGGGGGAGGUGGGCUUGGACCGGGCGUUUAGGGUGCCGAUGGCGGGGAAGUAUGCGGGGGAGGGGGAGGGGGAGCGUGAUGCCACGAACGAUUUGACUACCUCCUCCGCCGACCCUUCCACCGACAAGCCUGAUGCCACAAACAAGACCGAUGCCACAACCAAGUCCGACUCCGAAGGUGAUGGUGCUACGAAAGCAGACGCCAAUGCCAACCCCACCAACCCCACUGCCUCUAUUUCUCCCACCACCCCCACCCUCUCCCCCUUCACCGUCCCCAUCGCCCACCAGCUCGCCAUCCUCGAAGCGCAGGUCGCCCUCGCCAUAACGCUGCGCGCCAUGGGCGAGAGCGUGCACGCGAGGAGGGAUAUUGUGAGGACGAUCUGGAUGGGGAUGUGUAAGAGGGGGGAGGUGGGGGAGGAGGAGAUGAAGGAGGGGGAGGCGGAGGGGGAGGCGAGCGAGGAUGGGGAGGAGGGGGAGGAGCAGGAGGAGGGGGAGGGGGAGGAUGAACAAGCUGAGACCAGCAAGAAGGGUACUACCGACGACGUGGAUAUGCAGGGCGGGGAAGAGGGCAACUCGAAGGGUAAGGAGGCUGCUACUAGCGGCGAGAAGGACGGCUCCACCUCCACCUCCCCCACCCCCUCCACCGCCGCCCUCCCCUUCACCCUCCCGCGCGCCCUCCGGCGCCUGAUCCCCCCCGCCCUCCUCCUCGGCGACGAGGACGACCCCUUCCGGCGGCGCACCGUCCUGAACGGCACCCCGCCCCUGCCCGCGGUCAUGGGUAUUUCUCUGCAUUCUGUGAAGGCGCCGAAACAUACGGUAGAUUUCAUGGCGCGGAUGAAGGAAAGGUACGGCGAUCGAUGGAGGGCGAUCAGCGUGGAUUUGCAUAGCUGUGGGCUGAGUGCGGAGGUGUGGAGGAGUGUGGAGGCCGCCCACCCGAACGCCUUCCUCUCCUUGUCUACCGGCAUUAACAUGCGUCAACCGCACGGUAGUGCACCCGCCG
Schizophyllum commune H4-8 is the source of this 1847-nucleotide messenger RNA. RefSeq lists its product as uncharacterized. The record is from RefSeq and is a predicted model, not a curated record. The transcript has 2 exons. The annotation marks the transcript as partial. NCBI's taxonomy places the organism in Eukaryota, Fungi, Basidiomycota, Agaricomycetes, Agaricales, Schizophyllaceae.